Molecule: messenger RNA, 1531 nt
Organism: Polychytrium aggregatum
Lineage: Eukaryota; Fungi; Chytridiomycota; Chytridiomycetes; Polychytriales
Product: UPF0553 protein C9orf64-like protein
Exons: 3
Coding region: 229-1254 (341 amino acids)
Source: RefSeq, a predicted model, not a curated record
CUUUUCAAAGGAUAUUGACUGUUGCCUGCCAACAAUGGGUGCGGGUACAUAUCGCUUGUGCCAAAGGCCUGCUCGCUCGCUCGGCUUGCUGCACCUCCGCCCCAGAUUCUGCAUCCAGCCGACCGGCUUGCCUGACAGCCCGCCCAACCGGCCUGCCCGACACGCAACAGCCAAUCUCUGACCUGAUCUCGGUUCGGCCGCUCUCUCGUCGUCCUGCGCCCGAACAACAUGCCGAGAAACCCCGUGCUCGAGAGCGCCGAGUUCAUCUCGAACCACAGCCAGGAUGUGUCAGUCCCCCGCGAGGGCAUCCAGGCCGCCUCUCGCCUCAUUCUCGAGGCGAUGAAGCAGCAGCGCUACUCAACGCACAGCUGGAAGCAGAACGAUCUGCACCCCAAGGAUGCCAGCAUCGAUGCCCUGCAGUGGGUGUUCCUGGUCGACACCCUCAACUUUUCGUUCUACCACACCCCGCCAGAGAAGCCCUUUACGGUGACAUACCGAGGCAAGGCAUACACCGGCUACUGGUCGUUGUGCGCCUGCAUCAACCGUGCCCUCGACGAAGGCAUCCCGAUCCACACCCCAGAGUUCUGCCGCGACAUCAGCCUGGAGCAGUUCCGCCAUGUGUUCCGAGGCGAUCCCGAGGGUGGAUCUGUUGCUCUUCUCGAAGAGCGGUGGAGGGCCGUCCAGGAGACCGGAAGAGUCAUUGUCGAGAAAUACCAGGGUCGUGUGGAGAACGUUGUGCGGGCUGCCAACCACUCAGCCCUCGAGUUCCUCAAGAUCGUCACCCGCGACUUUUCAUCCUUCCAAGACGAACGGGAGUUUUGCGGUCGUCGGGUGCAAAUCUACAAGCGAGCACAGAUUCUGAUUGCCGACAUAUGGGCGUGUUUUGACGGCCAGAGCUUUGGUCGAUUCGACGACAUUGACGAGAUCACCAUGUUUGCCGACUACCGCGUGCCCCAGGCGUUGCUGCACUACGGCUGUCUCCAGUACUCGCCAGCGCUGCUGGAGAUCCUCGGACGCAACGAAGAGCUUGACGCUGGCUGCCGGCUCGAGAUUGAGAUCCGGGGCAACUCCAUCUGGAGCGUCGAGCUCGUUCGCCGUGAAAUCAAGGCCAUGCUCGAGGCCGAUCCCGACAACGGCCAGGGCCUGCGCGUCAACGCCAUCCUCAUCGACUUUUACGUCUGGGACUAUUCCAAGCGCGAGGAAGACAAGAUGAAGCAUCUGCCCAUUCAUCGGACACGUAGCAUAUACUACUAGCGCUGUCGCAUCGCCAGGGGAUCGGCGGAAUCAUUGGCGCACGGGGAGGGGAAUGAGUGCCACCUGUGCUUGGGACGACCCUAGGAUGGUCCUGGGAUGGCCCCUGGAUAGGAUCGCCGAACAUGGUGCUCGCUCUGACAUCCUUGCUGUGCUCUGCCGCUGUCUCCACUGUCGUUGCUAUCGCCGCUGUCGUGUACGUCCCGAUCUGCCAACAUCGUUGAUGUGAACGCUCCAUGAGCCCCGUUGCUUCCCAUGCCCGCCUGCGCAUCACGUGUGU